Racocetra persica is the source of this 173-nucleotide messenger RNA. The record is from the annotation of a GenBank genome assembly. NCBI's taxonomy places the organism in Eukaryota, Fungi, Glomeromycota, Glomeromycetes, Diversisporales, Gigasporaceae.
GCGGUGAUAAGCCGAGACAGUCGACGAACCUAAGAAAUAUGUUUUGUGGGUUACCUAUUAAAUUUUUUCCACCUCGAUUCACGGGCCAAGGAAACCCUGAGGGAGACGAAUUCUUAUUUUCAAAUGAACAAGUUUUUGCCGUAGAUAAUGUUGUUAUUCUUACGCCAGAAUGA